Raphanus sativus (radish) is the source of this 1149-nucleotide messenger RNA. RefSeq lists its product as uncharacterized. The coding region runs from base 72 to 848 and encodes 258 amino acids. Lineage: Eukaryota; Viridiplantae; Streptophyta; Magnoliopsida; Brassicales; Brassicaceae. The record is from RefSeq and is a predicted model, not a curated record. The transcript is spliced from 2 exons.
AUAAAUCUGCUGAUGAUUUUCAACUCUAUUCUUUUUCAGGAAAAGGAAACUAUCUAGAGUGGGAAAGAACCAUGGACAAGUGGCUGAGUUACAACAGAAUCAUGAGGAGUGAAAGAUUAUCUUUUGCUAUUUCUCAACUCACCGGAAGAGCUUAUAAGUGGUGGUUGCAAGAAGAAGAUGAUCGCAUGUUCUACAAGGAACCAGCUAUCACCACUUGGGAAAGUCUGAAGUUGUUACUGAGGGAUAAGUAUGCAUCCAAAGGCCACACUUCUCUGAAAUCUACAAAGAAGAAAGUCAUAUCUACAACAGACUUUCGAAGUGAAAAUUCAGAAACCAAGAUGGCUGAUUAUGAGAAAGAAAUCAGCAGCCUUGUUAAGGAGCUUCUUAAGACCAUCAAGCCCUUAGACAAGCUGAAGAAGCUCCCAAAGAAUCAAGAACCAGUUACUACUGUCUCGGAACUCAAUGACGCAGAAUCAGACUCAGCUGCCCCAAUUCAAGAAGCUCAAACCGAAACAUCUUUGGUAAAAGGAAACUUUGAGAAAGGACAAGAGUUUUCUCUGUUCUUACCUCAGUCUGAACUUAAUUUUAACAAUUCUUUUGGUGAACUAACUUGUCUUGAACCGGUGCAACCGAGUAGAAUUAUUUCAGUGUCACAGGUUGCAAAAGAAGACUCAGCAGAGAAGGAACCGGAGCAGUCAACACAAGGAAAAGAGUUGGAACAGCAGAACAGCCUGCAAUCAGAAAUCAUUCCUGAAUCCUUGUCUUAUGACCUGCAAGAGCACUAUGGAGGAAUCACACUGUUUUGUGUUUUGGAGAUAUUCUUGUCUACAAUACUUUCUUUGACAUGAUAACCCACUUGACUUGUCCAAAAGAAGCUGAGAAAGGUACAGGUGAAAAGAGGGGCUAUAAGGAUCAGAGUACCAGUGAUGAGUCUUUGGCUAAGUUGGAGAUGCAACAAGAAAACUUUGAAAGCUGUCAAGCCGCCAGAUUUGACAUAGGAGCAGUCCGAGGAUCAUAUCUCAACAACCACAAGGAAUUAAUCAGCAAACUCGACUGCCAUGGAAACUUAACUCAUCAGGGUCUCACGUCGAAAUGGAAUCACGUCCAAAACUUCUCAAAUGAAAGAGUUAUGGGUUCUACAAGUCGGGU